AGAGCAUAUACAUAUGCUUUUCAACCAACAGAGUCCAGCCUUCAACAAAGAUGGACCUAAAUGAAUCUCCAAAUCCCUGAUAGUGUUUCUUUCGAACUCUCUUAUUCUCAUUAUUCUGCGUUCUUCUUCUGUAUUUCUUUCUUUCACGCUACAAUACAGUAAAUCCUAUAGAUUUAUUUGGUUGUUGAGUAUCAAAGUAAUAUAUAUCUUGGAAGCAGCUCAAUGGCCUCCGAAAAUUAUUUCAAUGGUGAUAAAGAUAGUGACUUGCAUGAAGCCAGCGCAUCGAAUGGCCAAGAAGAGCCGGAGAAAGUCUCUGGCGUGAAGGGAGAAAAGCAAGAUCCUGAGAGCACCAAAGGAGUUGAGAAAACUAACACGGUUCCAUUUUACAAGAUGUUUUCAUUUGCUGAUUCUAAGGAUAUCUUGUUAAUGAUCAUCGGCACAACCGCUGCCGUCGGCAACGGUCUAUCGAUGCCCCUUAUGACAGUCUUGUUUGGGAAUCUCAUUGAUUCUUUUGGGAACAACCAGAGUAAUGGCAACGUAGUCGAAGCAGUCUCCAAGGUUUCUUUGAGAUUCGUCUACCUGGCGAUGGGGGCAGCGGUGGCCGCGUUCCUUCAGGUGACUUGCUGGAUGGUCACAGGUGAGAGACAGGCUGCACGAAUACGGGGCCUGUACUUGAAAACCAUAUUGAGGCAAGAUGUUGCUUUCUUUGAUGUGGAAACAAACACAGGGGAAGUUGUUGGCAGAAUGUCUGGGGACACAGUUCUCAUACAGGACGCCAUGGGCGAAAAGGUCGGGAAGUUUUUGCAGUUGAUAUCCACCUUCUUCGGAGGCUUCGUCGUAUCAUUUGUCAGAGGAUGGCUUCUUACCCUCGUCAUGUUAUCCGCUAUCCCUCUAAUUGUACUAUCCGCUGGAACUAUAGCUAUAAUGAUAUCCAAGCUGGCAACCCGUGGACAAAAUGCUUAUGCUAAAGCUGCUACUGUAGUUGAACAAACAAUUGGUUCAAUCCGAACUGUUGCAUCGUUUACUGGCGAAACGCAAGCCAUAAAUGAUUACAACAAGUCACUCGUUACCGCUUAUAAAUCAGGCGUCCAGGAAGGUACUACUGCUGGACUAAGCGUUGGCGUAGUUAUGCUAAUUCUAUUCUAUAGUUAUGCCUUGGCUGUCUGGUUUGGUGGGAAGAUGAUUUUGGAGAAAGGGUACACUGGCGGUCAAGUACUUAAUGUGAUUAUGGCCAUAUUGACCGGUUCCAUGUCCCUGGGGCAGGCAUCCCCGUGCAUGACUGCCUUUGCAGCCGGUCAAGCUGCAGUAUUUAAGAUGUUUGAGACCAUCAAAAGGAAACCAGAGAUCGACACCUAUGACAUAAGUGGGAAAGUGUUGGAGGACAUUCGUGGGGAUGUAGAACUGAAGGAUGUUCAUUUCAGUUACCCUGCCAGACCAGAGGAGCAAAUUUUCAGUGGAUUCUCUCUUUCUAUUCUGAGUGGCACAACAGCUGCCUUGGUUGGACAAAGUGGAAGUGGGAAAUCGACUGUGAUCAGUCUGAUGGAGAGAUUUUAUGAUCCACAAGCCGGUGAGGUUCUUAUUGAUGGCAUUAAUCUUAAGGAAUUCCAGCUUAGAUGGAUCAGGGGAAAGAUCGGUCUUGUUAGCCAGGAACCGGUGUUGUUUACCUCAAGCAUAAGGGAUAAUAUUGCAUAUGGAAAAGAAGGUGCAACCAUGGAAGAGAUAAGAACGGCGGCUGAACUUGCAAAUGUUGCUAGGUUCAUUGAUAAAUUACCUCAGGGACUAGAUACCAUGGUUGGAGAGCAUGGAACUCAACUUUCUGGUGGCCAGAAGCAGAGAGUUGCAAUUGCAAGAGCAAUUCUGAAGAACCCUCGAAUUUUGCUUUUAGAUGAAGCUACAAGUGCACUCGAUGCAGAAUCCGAAAGAAUCGUGCAAGAGGCAUUGGACAGGAUAAUGAGCAAUAGGACUACUGUCAUUGUUGCUCAUCGCUUGAGUACCAUUAGAAAUGCAGAUACAAUUGCCGUAAUUCAUCAAGGAAAGAUGGUUGAAAAAGGGUCACAUUCAGAACUACUCAAGGAUCCUGAGGGAGCUUACUCUCAGCUUACUCGUUUGCAACAAGUAAAUAAACAGUCGGAACAUGUUGCAGAUGUAUCAGACAUUACUGCAGAACCAUUUAGACAAUCAAUCCUAAGAAGCCCGUUGAAGCGAUCAUUCAGCAAGGGAUCACCUAGAAAUAGCAGCAGCAAUUCUUUCCCAGAACCUUUUGGAUUACCUACUGAAAUGAAUGUCAUUGAUCCUACAUUAGAUACAGAAGAUCCUAAUGAACCAUCAUCGAAACCGCCUCCAGAGGUUUCUAUCCUGCGGCUUGCUUACCUCAACAAGCCAGAGAUUCCUGUGAUCUUAAUUGGAACUAUUUUUUCAGCUGCCUAUGGUGUGAUACUUCCGAUUUUCGGUAUCCUAAUUUCCCGUAUGAUCAAAACAUUUUAUGAGCCAGCUGAUGUAUUGAAAAAGGAUUCGAGAUUCUGGGCACUGAUAUUUUUGGCCCUUGGCCUGGCAUCAUUAUUGAUAUGUCCAACACGAUCGUUCUUCUUUUCUAUCGCUGGUUGUAAAUUAAUCCAACGAAUCAGAGCAACAUGUUUCGAUAAAGUGGUCUGCAUGGAAGUUGGUUGGUUUGAUGAACCCAAUAAUUCAAGUGGUUCAAUUGGUGCAAGGCUCUCAGCAGAUGCAGCCUCGAUACGUUCCCUUGUCGGAGAUGCACUAGCUCAGAUAGUCUCGAGCUUUGCAUCAGCACUGGCUGGUGUGGUCAUUGCUUUCGUUGCAAGUUGGCAGAUGGCAUUUAUUAUCCUAGCAUUGAUCCCUCUGAUAGGGGUCAAUGGAUACAUUCAAGCAAAAUUCAUGAAGGGAUUCAGUGCAGAUGCAAAAAUGAUGUACGAGGAGGCCAGCCAAGUUGCUAAUGAUGCAGUCGGGAGUAUUAGAACAGUUGCUUCCUUUUGUGCAGAGGAAAAGGUAAUGCAACUCUAUAAAAAGAAAUGUGAGGGUCCGAUGAAAACAGGGAUAAGACAGGGUUUGAUCAGUGGAAUAGGAUAUGGACUUUCGUUUUUCUUUUUGUUUUCUGUUUAUGCGACAAGUUUCUAUGGAGGAGCUCAACUUGUGGCACACGGAAAGGCGACAUUUGCAGAUGUUUUUCAAGUUUUCUUAGCUUUAACCAUGGCAGCUGUUGGAAUUUCUCAAUCAAGUUCCUUUGCUCCUGAUUCCAACAAAGCCAAGAUGGCGGCUGCUUCCAUAUUUGCAAUUAUCGACCGCGAGUCUAAGAUAGAUCCUAGUGAUGAGUCCGGGAGGACACUAGAAAGUGUGAAGGGAAAUAUCGAGCUUCGUCAUGUCAGUUUUAGGUAUCCAUCAAGGCCAGAUAUUCAAAUCUUCCGAGACUUGAGCUUGUCUAUUCAAGCUGGCAUGACCGUCGCCCUGGUUGGAGAAAGCGGGAGUGGGAAAUCUACAAUAAUAUCAUUAUUGCAAAGAUUUUACAAUCCUGAGUCCGGAGUUAUCACUCUCGAUGGAGUCGAAAUCAAAACACUCCAACUGAAAUGGCUGAGGCAACAGAUGGGACUUGUGAGCCAGGAACCUGUCUUGUUUAACGAUACAAUCCGUUCCAACAUUGCAUACGGAAAGGGGGGAAAUACAACCGAGGCAGAAAUCGUAGCUGCAUCAGAGUUGGCCAAUGCUCACAAGUUCAUCAGUUCAUUACAACAGGGUUACGACACCGUCGUCGGGGAACGAGGACUUCAAUUGUCAGGAGGACAGAAGCAGCGGGUAGCCAUAGCACGAGCCAUCGUUAAAAGUCCGAAGAUACUUCUAUUAGACGAGGCGACGAGCGCAUUGGAUGCAGAAUCAGAGAAAGUGGUUCAGGAUGCACUAGAUAAAGUCAUGGUGGACCGCACAACAGUCGUGGUUGCUCAUAGGCUAUCAACAAUCAAGAACGCAGAUGUUAUUGCCGUGGUUAAAAAUGGGCUUAUUGUAGAGCAAGGAAAGCAUGACACUUUGAUAAACAUCAAAGACGGCUUUUAUGCUUCAUUGGUGCAACUUCACACGACUGCUUCCACUUCGCAAAACUUGUAACACAUCAACACUAGUUAGUUACAAAUGUUGGAACUCAAAUUAUACACUUAUCACCCUUCAAAGAUGAUGCAAAACUUUUGAGUUCGGCUCAGCUCAAAU
Messenger RNA from Hibiscus syriacus, 4209 nucleotides. Its product is annotated as ABC transporter B family member 4-like. Lineage: Eukaryota; Viridiplantae; Streptophyta; Magnoliopsida; Malvales; Malvaceae. The coding region runs from base 223 to 4110 and encodes 1295 amino acids. Gene Ontology annotation, cellular component: membrane. Gene Ontology annotation, biological process: transmembrane transport. The transcript has 13 exons. Gene Ontology annotation, molecular function: ABC-type transporter activity; ATP binding; ATP hydrolysis activity. The record is from RefSeq and is a predicted model, not a curated record.